This is a messenger RNA of Raphanus sativus (radish), 1326 nucleotides long. RefSeq names its product protein EXORDIUM-like 6. The record is from RefSeq and is a predicted model, not a curated record. Bases 273 to 1256 code for a protein of 327 amino acids. The transcript is spliced from 2 exons. Lineage: Eukaryota; Viridiplantae; Streptophyta; Magnoliopsida; Brassicales; Brassicaceae.
UCGGUUUGAUAUGGUCAUCAUUACCAAAUCAUCAUCAGUCAUCAUCAUUACGUGUUAAUAGAGUGUUGGAAGUCUCACCACCCAUCUUAAAAUAGUCAGCUUUGUUCAAAAUAGCUUCAUUGGCGAUUAUCCAGAAGAACAAUAAACCACCUUUUGAUGUCAAAAAAUAGCUUAAAUAAUAAAUUUAUUUGCUUCCUCAAAAGUAAAAAAAGAACCUAAGAAAACCAAUCCAAGGGCACAAGAAAAGAAAAAAAAUUCUUAACGUGGUGGUAAUGACGUCUUCUUCUUCAUCCUCCUUACUCGUCGUCAUUACCUUUCUCCUCUUCUCGCCUCUCUGUUUAUCUCGUGAGUCACCUUCCCAAAUCCCAGACGGAACCUUAAAUCUCUCUUUACUCUGGUACGGACAAUUCACCCCCGUCCAAAAAGAGAGGGUUCAUGAUUUUAUUGAAUCGCUUAACUAUGACGCCAAGGAAGGUCUUGAUCCCAAGGUAUCUGCAUGGUGGAAAGUGGUGGAGAGUUAUCAAGAGAGGUUCGAGGUCAAAGAGAUUUACCGACAGAAGAGUAGCAGAAUCGUAGCUCCGAUGAUUAAGGUGAAGGUUGUCAGGAGUUAUGUAGAUGAGAAGAUGAUGUUUGGAAAGGAUUUGACAAUUGAUAAUGGUGAAAAACUGGUUGAGACAGCCGUCGGAAACAUGUCGAAAGUGGUGCCGGUUGUAUUACUUUCAUCACAAGUUAGGGCUCAUAACGUAGGGUUUUGUAACGCAACUUGCCAAGAAUACGGCCUUACCAUCAAGAGUAAUAUCAAAGGUCAAGAAAAGAAACAACCAUACAUAAUGGUGAGCGACCCGGAGGUGCAAUGUCCUGGAGAAUGCGCUUGGCCUUUCCGCAUGGCCAACAAAGGUCCACAUGGCAUGACCUAUCAACCACCAAGUGGUGAAAUAGGAGCCGAUGCGUUGAUUAUUCAGCUAGCCACCGGUUUGGCCGACGUCGCCACUAAUCCAGCUAUAACCGAAUCAUUGUUCAAAUCUGAGCCACCCUACAGCACCGACGGGAACCACAGCUCUUCUAUUUAUAUCGUGGACCCUGCAACCAAGUGCUAUAGGGUUUUCGGAUCCGGAGCUUUUCCAGGUUUUACAGGAAGAAUCCGGGUUGACCCGCUUACCGGUGGAGCCUUCAAUUCACACGGAAUCAACCACUUGAAAUUCUUGAUUCCUUCUAUUUGGGACCCUAAAACAAAAUCUUGCUAUACUCCGAUGUAACCGUUGUUAUUAUUAUCAAAUGCUAAUCAGUGUUCAUUAUCCUUUUGGCAAGCUUGAUUUUUAUAAAGGA